Messenger RNA from Mytilus californianus (California mussel), 1822 nucleotides. Its product is annotated as sodium- and chloride-dependent glycine transporter 2-like. Lineage: Eukaryota; Metazoa; Mollusca; Bivalvia; Mytilida; Mytilidae. Gene Ontology annotation, cellular component: membrane. The record is from RefSeq and is a predicted model, not a curated record. Bases 11 to 1591 code for a protein of 526 amino acids. Gene Ontology annotation, biological process: sodium ion transmembrane transport. The transcript has 11 exons.
AGGCGUUGGCAUGGGUAUGGUGAUCCUAAACGUUGUGUGUGCUUUAUAUUACGUCAUGGUGGUCACGUGGACAGUAUACUAUCUUUACAAUUCUUUUAUAUCACCACUACCUUGGACAACAUGUGGUAAUGCUUGGAAUACAGAGCUAUGUUACAAUGGACCAAUUACGUCGUUACGCAAUGAUAAUUAUUCUCGUAAAGUGGGAUAUAUAAAUAAUACCGAAGUGCAUUCAAGUCUUUCGUUAGCGAAAAACUUCAGUGAUGUUAAUAGUACAAUUUCUAACUCAUCAUCUUACGGAAACUUUUCCAUUGACCGAAUAUCAAGUCAAGAAGAAUUUUGGCAAUAUAAAGUAUUAGACAUGUCGAAAGGAAUAGAGGAAAUGGGAAGUUUGAAUUUAAACAUACUUAUUUGUCUGUUCGUAUCCUGGGUUGUUCUAUUUCUAUGUCUAAUGAAAGGGAUAAAAUCCGUUGGGAAAGUAGUCUAUGUGACAGCUACAUUACCGUAUAUUCUAAUGAUUAUUUUGUUAGUCAGAGGUUUAACAUUACCAGGAGCGAUAAAUGGUAUACGAUAUUACAUAUAUCCUAAUUUUACUAGAAUAGGUGAACCACAGGUAUGGAUUGAGGCAGCAAUUCAAGUAUUUUAUUCAACAUGUGUUUGCUGGGGACCUCUAAUCACUAUGGCGAGUUAUAAUAAAUUCAACAAUAACUGUCUUAGAGAUUCUGUGAUGCUGAUUACAAUGGGAGAAGGUUUCAGUGUUUUUGGUGGAUUUGUUGUGUUUUCUGUUCUAGGAUUUAUGGCACAUUCCAACGGUGUUGACAUAGAAGAUGUCGUUAAAUCAGGGCCUGGUCUGAUUUAUGUAGCAUAUCCAGAAGUCGUAGCCAAACUGCCACUACCAAAUCUAUGGGCUGCUAUAUUCUUUAUCAUGAUAUUGACUAUAGGGCUAGAUUCGCAAUUUGCAGGUAUUGAGCCUAUAAUUGCAGUUUUCUGUGACAGUUUCCGGUAUAUAAGGAAACGAAGAAUGAUGUUUACUGCCGUUUUGAUGGCGGCUUUCUUUUUGUUGGGACUGCCCUUUUGCUUUCAGGGUGGAAUAUAUGUAUUCCAACUAAUGGACUGGUACAUAGCCGCUUUUUGUAUUCCAAUUUUUGGAAUAAUUGAAUGUUUGGUAUUUGGAUGGAUAUAUGGAGCCAACAAUUUUUCCAGAGAUAUAGAACUUAUGAUUGGUCGGCCUAUCCCAAUUGUAAUAAGGAUUUUGUGGUGCUUUGUCACGCCAGUAUUACUUAUUAUCUUACUGAUUAUGAUUGUGGUUCGAUAUGAAUCACCAACGUAUGGAGAUUACAGUUACCCACUAUUAGCUAAUGUAUUUGGGUUUAUAUAUGCCUUAGUUCCUCUACUUCCUGUUAUAAUAUGUGCCUUUAUAACCGUUUUACAGUCUGAAGGAAAUACUGUAUUAGAGAAAUUUAGAAUCUCUUUACGACCAACGAUAUUGUGGCAACCAGGAGAUAAAAAUGAAAGAAAGAGAUACAUAGAAAUGAAUGUAUUGAAUAAACCGACAUAUUCAGAAAGAAUUAGUCUGACGCUUUUGGGUCGAUGAUGUAAGAUGAAUAUGAAUCAGAUUUAAAUCAAUUGACAAACUGUAUUUACCAUUGAGUUCGAUAUAAGUUAAUGAUGUACCAAUAUCAAGAAUUAUAACUAUGAAUGGAUUUCAGAAUUCUUAUUGGCAAAUAUGUGGUUUUUCUGUAAACUACUACGAUUAAAAGUCAUAUUGUAGUUGUUGUUUAACAAGAACGAUCUGGAAAAGUCUAAAUAUAUAAUAUGUUUAUUA